CGUCGUCAUCCAGGCUCAAGGCGUAGAACGGACCAAGCGCCAGUACCUUGUCUGUUAUCAUGAUCCCACGUUGUUCGAGGCAGAUGCAGAGAGAGCGGUGUGGGAAUCUCUCAUACAGCUCUCGUCUUCAUGGAAUGCUGCCGUCGCUCCGCAUGGCUUUUAUCAAACGGCUCUCAGUGUAUCCCGCCAACGUACGUGUUGCUGGUGAGUGGUGCUGCGCCUCCGGCUAGAGGAUGAGAUGUGAGGUCAUGUGCUGCAUUGGGGUUCCAUAGACAAGUGUUUUAAUCGGUUACGACGUCCUGUUUGCGAUCAAGAACGGUCCGUUUCAAACGUACUACACCGUGUCUCAGGGACGUGACGUAAAUGAAGCAUGGAAGUAUAUGUAGUCUGACGUAUGCAAAACGCACAUAUGUUCUUAUCCAUUGGCCACAGCGUCACGCUAUUGAAUGCAUUGUUGCAGGGCCCUUUCGCGUCGGCAGACUGCCGGCGUCACCAGGAGAGCUAGUUGUCAUGGGCACGAAAUUAACUCCAACGUAUGUUUCAUAUAUUCCUGCGCCUCGUAGACGCCAAACCUACGUAGGGGAACGGUCUGCGGCCCGCGGGCAGCGGCGCCGGUAGCCCUGGCAGCAGGUGGAGGAACCAACAGUAAGCGACUGGGCCACGUCGGCGAUUCUUUCCUGCCCUCCCUGUUUAUUUUGCCUCUUCCAAACUGUCGCCUGAAUCGGUAAUACCUUUGGAUUAAACAGGAUAGAGGAAGUGGUACGUGGUGUUUGUUCCACUGCCGCCCUGCACGUCAACACGUGAGUGUUCCUGGAACAAGCUACAUCUACUCAACCCUACAUAAACACAGAUCCCCUGGCACCGAUCCGCCAGUAUUGCGAACAAUCCCCCAAUGCUUGUGUCGGACCGCAUCACCAGCUAUAUUGGCCCUUAGGAGCAUCCGUGCACCGGACGACGGCGCGUCGCAAUGAACGCGCACUGUCACCGAGCGACACAGACCUCUAAUCAACUGUAGACACAGCCAUUCUCAGGUUGCUGCCGGCGACACCGGCUUCUCGGCUAGGGGCUUCGCCACACGGCGAUGAAUAUGCAGUAACGUUGCUGCGCUACAACAAACCCCCGACGCCACCGCAAUGCGGCUGGCCAAAGAGAACGCAAGACGAACCAGGGUUCAUGAAAUCUCAUUCGUGCGUCACUGAGUGGUAGUGUGCCGUGCCGUGUGUCAGCGUUUCGUUCUGGUGUCAGGCGUAGCCUUGUGUACCCGUUUUCGUAGUGGUAGAUGAAUGCAAUUCAUCUCAACCACCAUCAGAUGCAUGCAGAAGCGGGUCCGUUGCGGAAUCUGCUUACCAAAUGUGACGGACUGUCGCCGAGCUCGCCAGAUCACAGGACUUGCCGGCCCCUGUUGGCGGAGAGGGUGACCUCUCGAGAGCAUCCAGCCUUGCUUCAAAAACCAGUGCACCGGCAGCUAAAUAACCGAGUGAUUUGCAGUUCGUGUGAGCAGAUCAAUCGCUGCAUCAGUACCGAACACAAAACACUGUCUUGAUGCUUGACGUCAAACGUUGGUUUCAUCAAAUGCCGUUCUUGGGAGCGCGUUCAUGGUUACGUCCACUUAUCGCUCUGCAUGCCCUGGUGGAAGGACUGGCCGGUUUCCAUAGCCUACCAGGCUUGCAGGGGGGAACCGUGCUUCUCUGGUUCCCCGUCCUGCCCGAGCAUCAAGAGGUCGCUGCCAGCAAUGCACCGCAUGGCACAGAAUCGACAGAAGAGUCAGACUCUUCAGACGAUGACGAUCCACCACUUCGCACAGAUACCGAAAGCCUUUCCAGGCGGAGCAGCAGACUUUUGGACUCCGGCUUGACACCAGGGCCGCCGCGGGACUCGAGUGGUGCCCGUUCCGGUUUGGCUCUAGAUGUAGAGGAGCAGCUACAGUUGAUACGCUCUCAGAGACGCAGGCUUAUAGCAGCGAUGCGCAACCUUCGUUUUCGGUGGUCGAGCGCAGAAGGCUAUAUUAAGUGCAGGAUGCAAAGGGAUGCUUCAAGACGCGCACGAGGAGGUCAACCGGCGAUGCUUCCAUCGCGGCAGAAACUAGCGCGGUUCAAGUUGUUGUACAAGUCGGGGCGCGCUCAGCGAGAGCGCGAGUUAAGGAAGCUGGAGCGGGAGCUUCAGGAUCUCGAACGACAAAACGAGCAACUUCUCAAGAUGCAUGCCGUGCGCCGCAGAGGACGCGGUAACCGACCAGCAAAGGACAUGAGAGCAAAUCAGCUACGUCCUCCGGCCUCGACAGAUGAAUCUCAAUGCUUCGCCGAACCGGGACCUUCAGACCCACAGAGCGCGCCGACAGACACCGAAACCACUGACGUGGCACAGGCGGACCAGGCGGUCCCAGGUUGCUCAUGGUGGGGCACGGACUCCGGUGCAGCACCACUGAGACCGAACCCAAAGGCAGCCGUACCUGUGCGGGCGGAUGAGGAUAAAAGGGGGACACCAUUCAGCGAGCUUACACUGAUCAGAGCUCAGAAGGCUAACCUCCUUGCUAUGCGCCGCACGAUUCGGAGCAAAUGGAAAAGCCAAGCAGCAUAUGUGAACAUGCGAAUGCACGAGAUAAACUUCCAUCGGAAGGGAAAAGGUUUGCCUCCGCUGGAGUUGACGCCUGAGCUUCUCCGGGACUUUUCCAGCCAAUACAAUGAUCGUCUCGUUCCACGUGUAAUGCGUGAGUUGGAACUAAGUGGGCAGAUCGGCGCUCUUGAGGAAAAGGAAAGGGAUAUUUUCAAAUGUUGUUUGCGACUUGCUUGUCGUACCAGUGUGACGGCAGAGACGGAAACACCGGGCCCACGAGUACCCACUGGCGGCGCACCGAAUCCAGCACCCGAGCUGUCCACUCAGCCCGAGCUGCAGUUCCACCGACAGGUGCCAAGCACAGACUCGACUCUGCAGAUCGCCAGCACGCCACAUCUACUCUCGGCCGCGCCCGGUGCUCCGCCAUCCCGUGAGCAGGUUCCUAUACUUUCAUGGGGUCCAGUCUCGACCACAGACGGGGCCCGGCUGGAGUCCCAUUUAGCAUUGCCCAUAUUGGGGCCUGCAGGAGCCCAGAUGGAGUCCCAAUCAGCAUUGCCUGCAAUGGGGUCUGCAGGAAGAAGUCACACCACAACAGCAGCGCGCUCGGCACACAUCAUAGGCCCACCUUGCGUUGCUCCUCCAUCAUGCUUGUGGCAGCACCAGGAGACUCCCGUUCAGCUCGGAAGCACAGAAUCCCCCUCGGCGGCUCCGGAUCCCUUUCCACAGUAUUCACCGACUGACACGUCGGCGGCAUCAUAUGCCAUCCCCUGCCGGACUGGGGACAGCGGCGAAACCCAAUACCCGUCACCCUCGCAAUUAGAGCAGCACGCAGCUGCGUGUUCGCCUGGACGAUUUGAGCCCGGAAGUGAACUUCCUGCAGAGCUCUUGGAGUUCAUUUUGGAUCAUUCCACAGCUGCAUCGGCUGUCUCUGCGCAUACUUCUGCUGUCCUGGAGAAACCAGUUCCCUUACCCGCUGAGCCGUGGAGCCCAGGGAUUGCGUUCCCAAACAUUGUUUCUCCAUCUGAGCAGCCGUCAACCAGCCAUUGGUGGCCCGAUCCGCCCUCGAGUUCCUCCGACAGACGGUUAUGGCCUUCUGCACCCUUCGAAGGUAGGCUCUCGUCCCCAUGGCCAUGGGGAUCAUAGUCCGAGGACGAAAAAAGUCAUCUGGAAAAAAACGCACCCGUACCGUUUCGGACUGUCAUGGCACGUAGUUUCCUAGAGACGGGUUCCCCAUGCACAUCCAGCUCACACACGUUUUUUCCUCGGGGAGGUACUGAAGGCGCUCAGCAUACCGUCUGUCGAUAGGGUCUGAUGUGACUAUGUGCUGGCAUAUCGACGGAG
Messenger RNA from Toxoplasma gondii ME49, 3894 nucleotides. RefSeq lists its product as hypothetical. The coding region runs from base 1543 to 3696 and encodes 717 amino acids. The transcript is spliced from 4 exons. The record is from RefSeq and is a predicted model, not a curated record. NCBI's taxonomy places the organism in Eukaryota, Apicomplexa, Conoidasida, Eucoccidiorida, Sarcocystidae.